AUGAUAAUUCAACACUGGCAGCAAUGAAAACUGUCAACAAACAACUCUAACCUUGAAAUCGUUGGAGGAACUCCUUUGAUAAUUUGAAAAUAAAUGAACAAAUGCAGUGGUCGGGUUGUUGUCACUGGUCUAGGGGUCGUUUCCCCUCUGGGGGUUGGAGUAAGAAAUGCCUGGAAUUCCCUGAUCAGUGGAAAAUGUGGAAUUCAGAAGCUGAAGGAACCGGAAUAUGAAAAAUUGCCAUGUCGGGUUGCUGCACUGGUACCAAAGGGUUCAGGCACCUCAGACCUGGACUUGACCUCGAAAUUCACCACGAGUGAGCUUCGAACCAUGUGUCCAGCCACAGCGUACGCCCUGGUGGCUGCUGAAGAGGCCCUGAACGAUGCUAAUUGGUUACCCGAAAAGGAGCUCGAUAAAAGAGACACUGGAGUGGCUGUUGGUAUCGGUAUGAUCGACCUGAUGGACGUCUGUACGACGUACGAGGCCCUCAAAAAGGGCUACAGCAAAGUCAGCCCCUACUUCAUACCCAAAAUUCUUCCCAACAUGGCAGCUGGCCAGAUCAGCAUCAAGUAUGGGUUCAGAGGUCCCAACCACGCCGUCUCCACGGCCUGUGCCACUGGAGCGCAUGCCAUCGGUGAUGCUUAUCGCUUCAUCAAAGGAGGUGACUCCUCGGUGAUGGUUUGCGGUGGUGCAGAGGCGUGUAUCAGCCCCCUAGCGAUGGCGGGGUUCUGUCGUCUGCGCGCCCUCUCCACAAAUCACAAUGACACCCCCCAGGAGUCGUCUCGCCCCUUCGACAGGGAUCGAGAUGGUUUUGUGAUGGGAGAGGGAGCAGCUAUUCUCGUCCUGGAGGAGUUAAACCACGCACAAAAGCGAGGAGCUCAAAUUUACGGGGAAAUCCUGGGCUACGGUAUAUCAGGGGACGCCUCACACCUGACGGCACCCUCGGAGGACGGAGUCGGAGCGAUCCUGGCGAUGGACAGAGCCAUUAAGAACGCGGGGAUCGAUCCCCUUGAGAUCACCUACGUGAAUGCUCAUGCCACGUCAACUCCUCGAGGGGAUGCCAUCGAAUUGAAGGCUAUUGAGGCGGUUUUUGGAGAUCAUAGCAAGAAUGUUACGGUUUCCAGCACAAAAGGGGCACAUGGCCACCUCCUGGGGGCUGCUGGUAACCUUGAGGCUCUCUUCACCCUUCUAGCUAUCAAAGAACAGGUCUUUCCUCCCACCCUCAACCUCUGUAAUCUGGAUUUCGAGGGGCACCUGAACUUUGUGCCCAAUGAGAGAAAAAAGUGGAAGGAAAACUCCAAGAGAGUUGCCUUGAAAAAUGCAUUUGGCUUUGGUGGGACUAACGCCUCCUUGUGCAUUGCCCAAUUUGUUGAUUAAUUUUUGUGAAUAAAUAUAUUUGUUUAAA
Molecule: messenger RNA, 1402 nt
Organism: Fopius arisanus
Lineage: Eukaryota; Metazoa; Arthropoda; Insecta; Hymenoptera; Braconidae
Product: 3-oxoacyl-[acyl-carrier-protein] synthase, mitochondrial
Exons: 3
Coding region: 94-1374 (426 amino acids)
Biological process (GO): fatty acid biosynthetic process
Cellular component (GO): mitochondrion
Molecular function (GO): 3-oxoacyl-[acyl-carrier-protein] synthase activity
Source: RefSeq, a predicted model, not a curated record